Molecule: messenger RNA, 1461 nt
Organism: Fusarium proliferatum ET1
Lineage: Eukaryota; Fungi; Ascomycota; Sordariomycetes; Hypocreales; Nectriaceae
Product: putative phosphatidylglycerophosphate synthase PEL1
Exons: 3
Coding region: 1-1461 (486 amino acids)
Biological process (GO): cardiolipin biosynthetic process
Cellular component (GO): mitochondrion
Molecular function (GO): CDP-diacylglycerol-glycerol-3-phosphate 3-phosphatidyltransferase activity
Source: RefSeq, a predicted model, not a curated record
AUGCCAGCUGGAAACACUCAGGGUUCUGUGAAUAACGCUGGAGCUUUGGCCCCUUUCGUGACUGAGUUGGAUCGAUUGGCACCGAGUUUCGAUGUUCGAGGGGAGCAGAUUCAGAUAAUUCGUACUCCAGCCGAGUUUUACGAAACACUCAAGGAUCGCAUACGAAAAGCACAGCGACGGAUCUUCUUGUCGACGCUGUACAUUGGAAAGUCGGAAAAGGAGCUCAUUGAGACGCUGCAGGAGGCGUUGAGGAAGAAUCCGGACGUCAAAUUAAGUAUUCUUACAGAUGCGCUGCGAGGGACAAGAGAGGCACCUAAUCCAUCGAGUGCAUCGUUACUUGCGCCCCUGGUCGAGGAGUUUGGAGCAGACCGUGUAGAAAUUCGAAUGUAUCACACGCCGAAUCUCACUGGAUUGAGGAAACAGUAUAUCCCCAAGAGGAUAAAUGAGGGCUGGGGACUUCAGCACAUGAAGCUUUAUGGUGUUGAUGAUGAGAUCAUCAUGGCAAAUCUGUCGACUGAUUACUUUACCAACCGUCAAGAUCGAUAUCAUCUCUUUGCUUCAAAGGCGGUGACUGAUCACUUUUGGAAGAUCCAUUCAGGGGUUACAUCCUUUAGCUUCUUGGUUCAACCUUCAACAGAACCAGCGGGUUUCACACUCUCAUGGCCAGAGAACAACUCUGCUCCUUCACCACUGGAGAAGCCCCAGUCUUUUAUCAAGAGCACUACAUCGACGCUCCAGACUCUGUUACAUCCGACAGCCAAGCCUGAGAAUGAGAUUUCUGAUACACGAGUUUACAUGCUUGGGCAAAUGUCCCAGGUCAUGAAACCAGAUACUUCAACUGAGCUCCCCGUCAUUACACAUAUCCUCAAGACUCUCGCUUUGCCCGCAUAUCGUGAGUCCUCAUGGACCUUUACAGCGGGCUACUUCAACCCCGCUCCCUCUCUGACAAAACUCCUCCUCAACACUGCCUCUACUUCCAACACCGUCAUCGCAGCUUCUCCUGAGGCAAACGGUUUCUACAAGUCGAAAGGCGUCUCGGGUCUCCUCCCUGAUGCAUACACUCUCCUCGCUCGCCGUUUCGUUCAUCGCGUACACCACCAAGGCCGUGAUGACGACAUCACAUUGAAGGAAUGGCGUUAUGGUGUCGUUGGUCAGCCUGGUGGAUGGACAUAUCACGCCAAGGGUCUCUGGGUGACAAUUCCAGGUGACAAGAACCCCGCUAUGAGUAUUAUCGGAAGUUCCAACUAUACUAAACGAAGCUACUCUCACGAUCUCGAAGCGGGUGCUUUGAUCGUAACCCGCGAUGAAGGACUCAAGGGGAGACUUGGAGAGGAGCAGCUAUGGCUGCAGGAACAUGCUACCAAGGCAACGCGAGAUGACUUUGCCCGCACUGAACGAAGAGUUGGGCUCAAAGUCAGAGUUGCCAUGUGGAUUGUUUCGCUUGUCGGCGGAGCAUUGUAG